GACUAGCGAGAGAGAGAGAGAGAAAGAGAGCGAGCGAGAGGCGGGCGUGAGUUAGCCCUCAGCCCAGUAUCAGACAAGCAAAGCCAGCAAGCACAAGCCGCCCAGAAGGCGCGGGGGUAGAAUCACGGUCCUGGUUUUUUGUUUUUUUAAAAACAACAACAAAAAAAUAAUUUAAAAAAAAAAUCAAUCUCCCGAGCAGCCCGAUCCGGAACAGUUUCUCCUCAUGCAUUGGAUUCAAUCCACUGGAUCCUUGGCCUUGGAGGAGGAGGCGGAGGAGGAGAAGGCGGCGGCGAGGACGAUCCUGCAGCCGAUGCGGAUGUAAGGCUCCCCAGGCUGUGUGCUUUCUCCCCCCUCUGUCGGGAGACUGUGAAGUAGGCAGGGCUGCUGCUUUGCUUUGGUGUUUCUGGUGGGGUUUCUCUCCCCCUCUCUCUUCCCCCCUCCCUUCCCCUCCCUCCCUCCCCUCCUCUGCCGCCGCCGCCGCACAGACAAGACAGCACUAGCGCGUGCAAGAGCUUCGGAUUGCUUUUUGCAGGAGACUGAUCCAGGAUUAUGAUCUAAAAAGGAGGAAAAAAAAGUGGAGGAGGAGGGGGGCAGAAGGUCUGUUUUGCAUCCACUCUGCGUGGACUGCUUGCUUGCACUAGGAUUGCAUUUUGGAUUUCUGCGACCAGGGACGUCCCCCCCACCCCUUCACUCCUGUCUCCUCCUUGUUUUUCCGUUAGAAAACACACAGGCACGGGGGAAAAUAUAUUAUCUAUAUCUAUACAUACAUGUAUAGAUGUAUGCACUGGGUGUCGCAAGAGGAAAGGCUAAAUUAUCAUAGGUGGCAAAAGCAAGCCGAAGCAGCCCCCUACCCUCAGCCUGCAGCCUCCCCUCCCUUCACUCAAACCUGCCUUCUUAUUUAUUGGAGAGAUCUCCCAGGCUGUCUCCUCACUCCAGAGGGUGCUUAAUCCCAAGGAAAGGAGAGGAAUUCAAAGUGAAGCCAUCUAACCAUGGUGGUUUUCAAUGGAUUACUGAAAAUCAAAAUCUGCGAAGCGGUGAAUCUCAAACCCACACCUUGGUCACUCAGGCAUGCGGUGGGUCCCAGGCCACAGACCUUUUUGCUGGACCCAUACAUUGCCCUCAACGUGGACGACUCCAGGAUCGGGCAGACCUCGACCAAGCAGAAAACCAACAGCCCUUCCUGGAAUGAUGAGUUUGUUACUGAAGUUAGCAAUGGCAGAAAGAUCGAGAUGGCCGUUUUCCAUGAUGCCCCCAUUGGGUACGACGAUUUUGUGGCUAACUGCACCAUCCAGUUUGAGGACUUGCUACAGAAUGGGAGCCGCCACUUUGAGGACUGGAUUGAUUUGGAACCAGAAGGAAGAGUUUAUGUCAUCAUAGAUCUUUCAGGCUCAUCAGGAGAAGCACCCAAAGACAAUGAAGAACGAGUGUUCAGGGAGCGGAUGCGUCCCAGGAAGCGCCAGGGGGCAGUGCGGCGGAGGGUCCACCAGGUUAAUGGGCACAAGUUUAUGGCCACCUAUCUUAGACAACCAACCUAUUGUUCACACUGCCGAGAUUUUAUAUGGGGAGUAAUAGGAAAGCAAGGGUACCAAUGUCAAGUUUGCACUUGCGUAGUCCACAAGCGAUGCCAUGAGCUUAUAAUAACGAAAUGCGCUGGCUUGAAGAAACAGGAAGCCCCUGACGAGGUGGGCUCCCAGCGCUUCAGCGUCAACAUGCCUCACAAGUUCAGCAUUCACAACUAUAAAGUGCCCACCUUCUGCGACCACUGCGGUUCGUUGCUCUGGGGUCUGCUGAGACAAGGUUUACAAUGCAAAGUUUGCAAGAUGAAUGUACAUAGACGCUGUGAAACAAAUGUGGCACCAAACUGUGGAGUGGAUGCUAGAGGAAUAGCUAAAGUACUCGCUGACCUUGGUGUAACUCCAGAUAAGAUCACCAACAGUGGACAAAGGAGGAAGAAGCUUCUUCCAGGUGCAGAGUCUCAGCCGCCAGUUCCUGGAUCAUCACCAGGAGAAGAUGACAGGUCAAAGUCAGCACCAACUUCCCCAUGUGACCAAGAAAUUAAAGAGCUUGAAAAUAACAUUAGGAAAGCAUUAUCAUUUGAUAACCGAGGAGAAGAAAACAGGGGAACAGCAACAACCUCAACUGACAACCAGCUUAACACACUUGGGGAGAACGGUGAAAACGGGGAGGUCAAAGCCCAGACAAAACGAAUGGGCCUCGAGGAGUUUAACUUCAUUAAAGUAUUAGGAAAAGGCAGCUUUGGGAAGGUCAUGCUAGCUGAGCUGAAAGGUAAAGAUGAAGUCUAUGCCGUGAAAGUCUUAAAGAAAGACGUCAUCCUACAAGAUGAUGAUGUGGACUGUACAAUGACAGAAAAACGGAUUUUGGCAUUAGCACGGAAACACCCCUACCUAACACAGCUCUACUGCUGCUUCCAGACUAAGGACCGCCUCUUUUUCGUCAUGGAAUAUGUCAAUGGAGGAGACCUAAUGUUUCAGAUUCAACGUUCGCGCAAAUUUGACGAGCCUCGCUCCCGCUUCUAUGCAGCAGAGGUCACAUCGGCACUCAUGUUUCUCCACCAACAUGGCGUCAUCUACAGGGACCUGAAACUGGACAAUAUUCUUCUGGAUGCAGAAGGUCAUUGCAAACUGGCUGACUUUGGAAUGUGUAAGGAAGGGAUCUUGAAUGGAGUAACAACGACUACCUUUUGUGGAACACCCGACUACAUAGCUCCAGAGAUCCUCCAAGAAUUAGAAUAUGGUCCCUCUGUGGAUUGGUGGGCACUGGGUGUCCUCAUGUAUGAAAUGAUGGCUGGCCAACCCCCCUUUGAAGCUGACAAUGAAGAUGAUCUCUUUGAGUCCAUCCUUCAUGAUGAUGUACUGUACCCAGUGUGGCUUAGCAAAGAAGCUGUGAGCAUUUUGAAAGCUUUCAUGACAAAAAAUCCAAACAAGCGACUCGGCUGUGUGGCAUCGCAGAAUGGCGAAGAUGCCAUUAAGCAACACCCCUUCUUCAAGGAAAUUGACUGGGUCCUUCUAGAACAAAGGAAAAUCAAGCCACCCUUCAAACCUCGGAUUAAAACCAAAAGGGAUGUAAAUAACUUUGAUCAAGACUUUACGCGAGAAGACCCGGUAUUAACGCCAGUGGAUGAGGCCAUUAUAAAGCAAAUCAACCAAGAGGAAUUCAAAGGCUUCUCAUAUUUCGGAGAAGAGCUGCUGCCAUAAGACUUCCAUUAGGACCACCAAAAUCACUGACACUGCAAAGUGUGGUCUAAAAAGAUCCUCUAGAUGUUCAAUCAAGAACUACUUAUCUGACCAUGAGCCUCUAUCCCCUCACUUUAUACUAUCUUUAUAUAUUUAUUGUUAUUUUUCUUUCACCUUUGAUCUGGAGGCACUCUUAAUUUCUGUCUCACAAAGCAAUGCAAAAUAUUUUGUAUCAGCAACUGUAAAGGUAACAUUGUGGCUGUUCAUUGCUUCAAUUUGGGAUCUUCCUUGUAUUCCCAGGAAGGCUGUGACUUGUUUUUUGUUCGUUCAUUUGCUUUAAAGAUGGCACCUUCAAAACCAAUUUACAGUCACUUUUGAGGCAGUCACUAGAACGUAAUUUUUCUGCUCAUUUUUCACAUGGGUCGAGAGAUUGUAUCUCCCACUUGAUAGAAUUUUUUUUAAUGUGAUAAAUAAUCAUCCCAUCACAUAGUGGUAUAUGUAGUCCAUGUGAAAACUGGGGGGGUCACCUCAUGGUGACUUUUCCCACCUCAAAAGUGAUCAUAUAAACUAGCCAUAAGAUUUACUGUGACAGCACAAGGUCAGGGAAACAUGGGCUGACAUCCUCACUAACACAUGUGCUUCUAACAAUGGUGCAAAUGCAGUAGUAGCCCCCAUGCUUCCGAACCAGGCGCUUUUGCACAAGAGUGCAACUAUUCUUACACUUCAAGGCAUAUUUUAGAAAUCAAUGGACAGGUUCUCACAAUUUGCCUGGUGAGAUUCCCAAGACAUGCAUGCUCCCUCAGAAUGUGUUGUGAGAACCCAGAAAUUAUCAGAAAUCUCAGAUUUGUGCAGUGGGAAGCUACAAUGAAGCUAAGAUCAUCAAGCUAAGAUCAGAUCUUGGUUGGCAAUCUUAGCUUCAUUGUAAUUUCCCACAGCUUUGAAUCUGAGAUUCCUGGUAAUUUCUGAUUCUCACAACAUACUCCAUGGGAACAAACAUGCUUAAAGAAUCGCAGAUUCCCAUUAAACUAACAUCUCACAGAUUCUGAGAACUGACUCAAUGAAACUUCCUUCCAAUUUAACUGUGUAGAAUCAAGGUGUGAGUCAAUAUUCCUGUAAAUAGCUAAAUGACCUUCUAUUAGGCACCUAACUGAAAAAUUCAACACUGAAAUUCCAGCUUAUUAUUUAUACCAUUCAGAGUAAGGUGAAGGACUAGGAUUUGUCUAUUUCAAUAUCUUGGUAUCUGAGUGUCUGUGCACCUAACGUGGCUGUCAUAUGUUGGCCACAUUAAUAAUUCUCUAUAGUGGCUUUGUCCACAUUACAGGGGGGUUGUGGAAUCUCACUGCCUCAUGGCAAACCAUUACGCAGCCAACAGUUCAUGGCUGAGAUCACCAUCUCAGAAAACUAUUUAAGAGCUGUGUUGCCAUUGUAACCUGUGUGCUGGCCUUUAGUUGAAUAGAAAUUGGUUUUAAUCAAAGUACUUCACCUUAACUAGGGUAUAGAUCACAGUGAUAAUGGGAAUAUAUACGCGUGCGUGCAUGCACAGAGGCCUGAAAUUGCCCACUCUGUGUCAUUUGCGAGAAAGCCAGGCUUGGGUGAGGACCUCUUUCACCGCCGUCCUCCAGUGCCCGACCUCACCUGCUGUGAUGGUUAGGAGGUGGCCAGAGCCUCUACCACUGAAGACUAUACUGAGCUAGACAGACCAAUGGUCUGACUCAGUAAAUGGCAAUUUCCUGUGUUCACUACACAGCAGCAUUUUCAAAGGUGUUGGUGGGGAACAGAAUUAGGUUUCUCUCCAAGAUGUGGUUCCCCAAGAUUUACUGCCAUAGGCAGCUGCCUAUAUUGCCUAUGCAGUAAUCCACCAUUAGGAGUGAGUCCUAAGCAGAAGGCACAGCACGCUCUUUCUCUGAAGUUCUGCAGUUCUGCACUGUCAAGCUGGGCAGAAUCAGGGCUUUGUUUGUUAAGGGCUGCUGUCUGUCACUUGGUCCAUGAAUGCCUAUGCUGUGCCUAAUGGUUUUGGCUCAGUACAAAGGAGGCUGAAGAGAGAUUCCCCCGCCCCCCAAUCCUUUGUUAAUUUGGAUAUGAACAUAGCUGAGAGUGCAAUAGUGAUAAAAGUGCAUCACAGGUUAAGCAGCACUUACAUAAUUGUACUAGAAUUCUAAAUGCAUUUAUGGAAGUGGACUAGAAUGUGUUUCUGGCUCCCCAUCGAGGUAUUGUAGAAAUCUAUUCCUACGGACUUUUCACAUCCCACCCCCAAGAACAUAAGGCAACUGGGGGAGAUUUUUCCCUCUCCAGAAUCUCCUUUUUGCCAGUUACACGCAUGCUUAUGUUCAAGCAGUUUGCUGACUACUGGGACGAUAAAUGAAAGGGCAGAUGGACUGACAAAAUAUUUACCAAAAACAGCUAAAAUAAAUACAAAAAAAUGUAGAGUUAAAGUAUAUUCAAAUAUAGUUUGACUGAAGGAGUUCCAAAUAAUUAAAACCUUCUGAUAAAGCUGUCAUGGAAAUUCUUUUUUAAAAAAAUCAGAAAAAAUACUUUUUUCUAAGAACACAUGACCAUUUUUUUUUUUAAAAACUAUCUUUUAAGGGUUAUAUUUUAAAGGUUUUUUAAAAACACAUACAGAUGCUUUACAGACAGGUGUUAAAGGGCUAAAGAGUGGACAAAUUAUCCAAAAGCCUAUAAUAGCUUUAAUAAAGCAAUAUAGGUUUACUACAGCUUUUACAGGGUUUUUUGGCACGUAUAUGUUUCUUUUUCCAUAAUAGACUAUAUGAAAGCUAGUACCUCAAGCAAUCAUGUCAUUAAUGCAAUGACAGGCCUGAAGUAGAUUUAAUUUUUCCUAAGAUAGAAUUUCACUGUAUCUGAUUUCCAUAAUGUCCUGCUUUAUUUAUUUCUUUUUACUUUUAAUAGCAGUGUGUUACUUUUACAGGCUUUUACAAAGGAAAAAAUUGGGCAUGAUCCACCUGUCUUUGGGCACAGCCUUUUCCUUCCUUCUUCCUUCAGUACUGGUAUAAAUGGGGGGUUGCCUUCAAUUCAGAGUCCUCUUCCUUUCGGGUAGAUACACGUAUUACUUGUAUAACCUCUAUUUUUUUGGUGGGGGGGGUCAUCUUAAAUUCAGGUUGUCUUCUAUAAAUAUGGUAUAUGCAGAUCCAUCUAGUAUUUUGCACAAAUGGCGCUGAGAAGGAGUGGGAUGCUUAGAUGUACAUGAGAAAGGUAAACAUAAGCUUCCCAUAGUAGGUAGUGGCUGGGGCAUUUUGGCACAUAAACCUUGGCCAGCAUUUUGGCUGCUGGCCAAGGAUCAGUGGGGAAGAAGGAGGGGCAAAGCUCACCCAAUCAUGUACCAUGGGUCCAGCUGGAUCAUGCCCAGUAGUACUACUGUUCUUUUGUUUGUAUUAUUUAGAAAAAUCUGGUAUGAAAACUGUGCUAUAGGAAGACAAAACCAUUCAUUAUGUGAAAGCAUAUUGAGACUGAAGAUCAACAUUCAAAAACUGACAUUUCUGAGUUGUAAAUGGAUUUUUUGAUGGGACAUUUAAAAUGGUAACUCAUGUGGACAAUAUUAACAAAUGUGACGUUACCGCCUGUAGAUAUGCUGACAGUGUUAUGUACUUAUAUUUCCGGGAGUAGCCUGUGUUUUGUGUGCGCGUGCGCGUGUGUGUGUUCAUGUAUCGCUGAGGUGUGUGUGUGUGUGUGUGUGUAUAUAUAUAUACAAAUAAUUUUUUUUACUGGACUGAAUGAGCAGUCAGGGAAAUCCAUUUUACUUGUUGCACUUGGAUUUUCCGGCUGCACACUAUAUAUAUAUACUUGUGACCGGCAGAGUGGCACUCAAGAAGCUUUAUUUCUUUUCUUCUUUCUUUUUAGUUGUUUUCCCCUUUUUGCCUUUUGUACAGGUGAGGAUUUUGUAUAUAGGUGUUUACUGCAAGGCCUGUGGAAUUCAAUGAAUAUAGAGGUAUCAACUGCUGCAUGUUCAGGCAUAUUAUUAAAAAAACACACGUUAGCCUAUGAAAGAAUAAUUAUAAUGUCCAUGUGCAAUACUCUGUAUGUGUAUUGGUUCAAGUUACUGUCAAAGAUGAGAUUUUCCCCCAUUUGUUUUCUGUUAAAGUAUGUGGACCUAUAUUAAGCUGUACUAAAACUCCUGUAUAAUUCUCUUAAACUCUAUAUGGAAUGAUAGAGACUGGGGGGGGGGAGAGAAACAGCCAUUAUUGACAGAAACACAGGCAAUUGAGUUGUAGAGAUGGAACCCCUUCUCAUGGUAUCUCUGACAGAGUUCACAUGUAACAGUGGUGAGUAAAUACUGAAGAGCUGCUGGUUCCCACUAGGCACGCACUCCGGUUCGUAAUGCCUCUUCCAUGUCAUCAGAACCUGGAAAUGGUGGGUGAAGAAUAUUGGGUACCCAUCUCCACCCAUCAUCAAGCCAACUGCAAAUAUUGGUUGUGAAUGUUGAGCUGAGGUGGACACCCGGCAUUCUCAACCCAACAUAUCCGGGUUCUGAUGAUACAGAAGCAGCAGCAGGAACAGUAGUGUGUGCCUGGCAGGAACCACCAGCUCUUCCAUACUUGCCACCAUUACAUUUGAACCCGUCCUCUGCUGUGUGAGUUUUACUGAAAUGAAGCUCCGCCCCUCACUUCUUAUGUGCAGAUUAAAUGAGAAACCCUGGGCCAUGUGGAAGGAGCCCCACACCAGUGGAGAUAUCAUGCCCCAGUUGCUGGAAGAACUGACACUGGUGUGGGGAGGAGCCACAACAUAGGCUUUUCCCAUAUGGCCUGGAACGUCUUUAUGUAUGGGAAGGGGCAGCACUAUAGCGACUCCUAUGCCACAAAAGUAACUUGAGCUGUUAGUCCAAGUUGUCUUCUCAAAUAGGCAGAUUAGGUUGACGUCAGUUUUGCGUCUGGCUGUUCAUAGCCACUUUCAGUGACAAUGACAUUCAAUUCCAUUUUGUUUGUUUGUUUGUUUGUUUGUUUUAAAAGAAGCUCAGGUGUAAUUAUAUAUAUAUAAAUAUAUAUAUAUAUAUGUAUGUAUUCAUAUGAUGAUUUCAAAUAUUAUGCUAUAUCAAGUCAUGUGUUGUCUGGCUUACCAGUGUAAUAAUGGAUCAAAACUAUUAGAAUAAUUUAAUUUAUCGUCAUUAAAUUUUAAGGGCUGGGGGCACAGGGGAAGAAAAACCCCUAGCUUCUAGAUUUGGAAGCACAGAGACGUCAUUAAGGUUACAUCAUCUCAUUAUUUUAUUUUUAUUGUAGGAAAAAUUAGUAUAAAACUGCCCAUUGGUUUUUGUGUGGUAGUAUCAGCUCUGUGUCUUUCUGCCACAUGUUAGCUUUGGACAUCCAGGCAAGAACUGACAAUACGGAGUGGUCUUUUCAGUAGAAGAGCAGCAGCUUUGGAGGCAGUAAGUGGCCUUCUGAAGCUGCAUGUAGACUGGCUAGAAGGACGAACUAUUAUGUAGUGCACUAGUUUGCGUGAAACAAGAGGCCUUUGUACAAAAUGGGGAUUAGCCAUUUCUAUUUUUAUUUUUGGAAGGGAAGAAUUACAUUCCACAAAGCUUUUGAAAGCAAAACUGUGGAGUACGUAGCUUCUACAUUUCUGCCAUAGAAAUCACUAACAAACAUUUGCUGACAUGAUGAGGAAAAUUACUCAAAGUAGUUCCAUCUGUAGCAGCCCAUACUAACAAGCUGGAAGGCUGGAAAAGACGGCCCAGUUGCUUGGGUAAUGACAGUCGUUUUUUUUCACCACCUUCUGAUCCCACAACAGCUGUAACUGAGCUGUGUGGGCUGGUCAUUUGUCCAAUAGGGGAGGGAAAUCCUCAGCCUUGGUCAUUCUCCUCAUCACGUUGGCCACUUGCACUACAAAUGCCACACCACCAGCAUGUCUUUCUGCAGGCCAGAGUAAAAAAAAAAAAAAACCUUAGCACAGGAGAUAGUUUGGCUGUACAGUCAGGCUGCUUAAAACCCAUUGAAGUCCACUGCCCCGAUCCAGCAAGAGAAAGCCACACACAUAAGCAUCUUCCCACAAGUGUUGCCAAUGCAGAUGUAAAUCCUCAACUGCAUCACAUGCUCAUUCAAGCACUCUUGAAUUGGCUGCAUGCAUCCUUUGAUGCAAAUCUAUGUGUGCAUCCACAGCCAAGGCCUGCUUAUGUCAACAGCUAGUUCAAUACCAGUGGGUAGGGAUGUGCAUGAACCAGGCGGUUCGAACACCGGGCAGUUCGCAGGGUUCAAAGGCAGGGGGAUAACUUUAAGGGUGGGGGGGUGCACUCCCCACCACCUUGUUUCCCCUGCCGGUGCUCACUUAAAAACUGGUCCAGUGGGGGGGCAAUGCACCUCCCUGCCGCCCCGUCCACUCCUCGGACUGGAAGUAGAGUGUGUGCAUAUCAAGUGCAUGUGUGUGCUCCCCCUGCCGCCUUCGAGCCGGUCCCCGCCAGUUCCGUGCACAUCCCUACCAGUGGGAUUUAAACAGCCUCGUAUUGGAGCACUCCUCAGUACAAGUGAUUUCAAUUCCAGUAAUUUUCUGUUUGGUUUACAUUAGUAGGUAUGUCUGUUACCUUUCCUAUGUUUAAAGAUACUUCUUUGAAACAAACAUGCUGUUACAUUUCUUCUUCGCCUGUAAAUUGUUUCCACCACCACACUUUUUCGAUGAAAGGUGUGCAAAAUGCCAAACAUUUGGAAAAAAUCAGGAUAUCUGUUUUUUUAGUAACUCUGUUUAGUGCAGACACAGAAAUUUCCAUACCGUAAAAACAAUGCUCUCUCUCCAAAAAGGCUUUUAAAAAAUUAAAAGACCUCUUUUGAAAUAAUGUGCAGAAUAGUUCUGGGAAAAUAUGAAAUGUAUUCAGUUUUACAGGAGGGGGGGAGGUUUUUUUAAAAAAUUGUGAGGCUUUCUUUGUACAGAUUUUUUCCCCCCUCUUAUGGUUGUAAUUUGAAUCUCUUGCCAUUCAUUAGGGUUAUUUCAUUGUAGCCAUUAUUACUGUGCCAAAUGUACUGUAUUCUAAAGGAUGUGAAUGUGUAUUGUUUCAGAACCUAAUAAAUACAAUGAUGUUAAAAUCUUAA
This is a messenger RNA of Hemicordylus capensis (graceful crag lizard), 10216 nucleotides long. It is a transcript of the gene PRKCE, whose product is annotated as protein kinase C epsilon. Gene Ontology annotation, biological process: protein phosphorylation. The transcript is spliced from 15 exons. The coding region runs from base 990 to 3215 and encodes 741 amino acids. The record is from RefSeq and is a predicted model, not a curated record. NCBI's taxonomy places the organism in Eukaryota, Metazoa, Chordata, Lepidosauria, Squamata, Cordylidae. Gene Ontology annotation, molecular function: diacylglycerol-dependent serine/threonine kinase activity; ATP binding.